Physella acuta is the source of this 1706-nucleotide messenger RNA. Its product is annotated as E2F-associated phosphoprotein. Lineage: Eukaryota; Metazoa; Mollusca; Gastropoda; Physidae. Gene Ontology annotation, cellular component: nucleus. The record is from RefSeq and is a predicted model, not a curated record.
UAUAUGCAAAACCCUGUAGUUAAAAAUAUAGAUUCUAGCUCAAAAGGCAAAAGCGAAAGUAAGAACAAGGCUUCUGAAUAAUAACUGAUCUAGAAUCUAGAUCUAACAAUAUGUCAAUUUACUCAAGGGAAAAAGGUUACGAUUUGUUUGAGGACGAUGAAGACGAGAGCUUGUCCGAAGAUUACGAAAGCAGUUCAGAGGAUGAGAUUAACAUAAUUCUUCAUGGUACCCCUGAACAGCGUAGAAAGCUCCAGCAUAAUCAGAGAAUACAGAAGCAACAUGUCACAGGAAAGAAACCCAUUGCAAAAUCUUCAAGUGAGGAUGAGUUUGAGAAAGAAAUGACUGCCGAGUUGAAUCAACAAGUUAAAUUUCUUGAAGAAUCCAGAGGUAAAAAUGCUGUUGCUGGAAGCUCUUUACAACUUGCUGAACAAACACCAACCACAACAGCUGAUGUAAAUAUACCCACAAAUGUAAACAUAUCUGUUGAUGGGAAUGUAACAAAAAAUGUCAGACAGAAAGAAGAAUAUUAUGAUGAGGUUUAUUUUGAUUCAGAAGAUGAAGAUGAAGAAAGUUCUGGAAUUAAAAUUUCUAAUAAAGGGAAACAUGCUGUGAUUUCCAAUGAUGAUCUGCUCUAUGACCCAGACAUGGAUGAUCAAGAUCAGAAAUGGGUUGACCGUCAGCGAAGUAUGAGACACAAUGGAAGUAGUAGAUCAAAUUCUGGCAAGGCCCCAUCAAGUGAUGCUCUGCUUGACUGUCCUGCUUGUAUGACCACAUUAUGUUUAGAUUGUCAAAGACAUGAAAGCUACAAAAAUCAAUACAGAGCAAUGUUUGUCAUGAAUUGCACAGUAGAUCAAUCAGAAACACUUGAAUAUCCAGAGCAAGCCCCCAAAAAGAAGAAGAAAAAGCCACAAGAAACAGCUCCCCAAGCCCUGUCAUCUAAAGAUUUGUUUAAUCCUGUGCGAUGUAUUGAAUGUAAAACAGUGGUUGGAGUUAUUGAUAAAGAUGAAGUUUAUCAUUUUUUCAAUGUUUUGGCGAGCCAUACUUGAAAUAGUCCUUAAGCUCUGAGCCACCCAUAUAUUAUCAUUAGAUAGAUAUUUUUAUUUUAAAAAUUUAACCAGUACUUAUUUUAGAAUUAUUUUACUCCUUGAGUAAAUUAUUAUAAUUUUUGUAUCAUUUAAUAUUAAAACAUUGUAUUAUUUACUUUUUACUGUAAUGAAAACAAAUUGCUAAAUCACCCCUUUUACAUAAAUAUUAAAAUUUUGAAGCAUUUUAAUAUUAACAGUUAGAGAAAUUCAUUUUUUGAAUUAGUCAUGUUUUUGUUUAGUAAUUAUAAGUGAGUUGUUUCUUAAAAUGUAAUCUGAAUUUAACAACCUGAUUUUUGUUUUACAUUUUAAGUUUUUAAAUUAAUAUUUAAUAAAGAUUAUUGCUCUUUUAUGUUUUAAUUUAAAUCUUAGCUUCUUUAAUAAUUGAUUAAUGGACAGUCUUUAUAAGCAUGAACUUUAUCUGAAAAGAUGGUAGCAGUUUUAUAAGUACUAUAUGAGUGGCUCAUGUUUGAUUUUGAAUGGUAUUUGUAUAUUAUGAGGAAGAUUGUAUAAGAAUUGAAUUAUUUUUCAUGAUGACUGACUAUUUUGCUUAUUUUAAAGCAUUAAAGAGUCAUACCUUGUCUCUUCUGAAAUGUUUUUAAAAUGUGUAAAUAAAUUAUUGAC